ACACACAUUUUGAGUCAUUUUUGACAAGUUUCGCAUCAAAAUACCGACCACACAUCAAAUUCUACUGAUGGUUGAGCCUCAAAAGUUGGAAGAAGGAAACAUGGAUCCCCUUACGCUUACAGGAACUGUAAGCGUAAGGGGAUGAGUAACUGGUUUGAAAAUGCUGUACUUUUGUUCAUUUUCAAGGUUCAAUUUGAGGUUCAAAAUUGGAACACUACUGGAGGCAUUUGUUUGUGUCCUCAGCAAAUUCGGUGGCCGUGAAUAUUACAUUUCUGGAGAUAUUGAAACUUUUGAAUGGCUUUUUAGGUUAAAACGUUUAAUUUCGAGAGUGAAAAUACAAAAAUUCUCAAAUAUGAAAACAUGAAAUUCUUUAAAUUCGGCUAAAAUAUUUUACAGAAUUCAGUGUGGGGUCCCAAAUGACAAAAAAGAACAAAUGAAGCAACACUGAGACCAGUAAAGCAUUAAAAAAACAUACACAUUUACAGAGUUAUUUCAUUAAAGUAGGGUUAUUUUGGAGAUUUGCAAUGAUCUCAUUUUACAACCUACAGCUCUGGUCUGAACUGGAAAGAUAAAAUGUUCUUAUGGACACUUCAUCCUGUUUUACAUUCAGCAGUUUCUGAUUUCACAAACAGAACUCAUGAUUAAUAAAUGAGCUUCUUUUUGCAAAUGUGCAGAACAGAAACAGUGUCCAGAGGAUUUUCUGCAAACAGACGCACUUUUGGGUUAAAUCCAUGAUGAGAAGCUGCUCAGUUCUUCCUAAGAGGAUGUAAAUAUUGAUCAGCUGUGGCUGCACUUCAUCACGUUACGAAGCCCACUUUAAUAAAGUGGCAGCUUAUUGAGUCGAGCUCCUUCCAGCGGCUUUUAAUGAACCACACCAGUGUUUUAGAGGCACCUGAAAGUUCUUUUGGCUGCCGUUUCAUUCUGAACUCUGAUCUCCGCGGCUCGUAAAGUCUCAAAAAAAAAGCGAGAAGACGCACGGAGUGCGAUGGUGGCUGGUGUCCAGCUGGUUUUGGAGGAGGGAGGUCUGGUGUGAUGAUGAUGAUGAUGAUGAUGAUGAUGAUGAUGAUGAUGAUGAUGAUGAUGAUGAUGAUGGGUUAAUCCUCUCGCAUGCGUACGAGAGCUCGUGCCAAAAGGAAGGCUCAAAACCAAACCGCCAUCUGUCCGCCGGACUCAGUUUGUUCUGACGGGAGACGCGGCGCAGCGCUUUUUACGCGCAGCUUCACGGAGGAAUCACGGCAGAAUCCGAGCAGCUCGGCGUCGGUUAGUGAAGCUUUAAAGAGAAUCUCACACCUGCCUUCACUUUUAUUCUGCUUAAAGUCGACACGGGCUUCUCCAGAGCUGUAAAGUUUGAGAAUUUCUCGCGUUUUUCGUGCGUAAAAGCAGCGCGGCGCGUCAGGAAGCAGAUCUCCGCACCGAAAAGUCUCUUUUUUUGAUUUCUUAUCUGAUUUAACAAGAUGGACAACUUCACCUCAGCUCCGCAGACGAACCAAACUCUGGGGAUCUGGACGGACUACAGCCUCCAGUACAAAGUGAUCAGCAGUCUGCUGCUGUUCGUCAUCUGCGCUUUGGGAAUCGUCGGGAACGUGAUGGUGAUCCUGGUGGUUCUCACCACCAAACACAUGCGGACUCCCACCAACUGCUACCUGGUGAGUCUGGCGGUGGCGGACCUGAUGGUGCUGACGGCCGCCGGACUGCCCACCAUCACCGACAGCAUCUUCGCCUCCUGGGUGUUCGGACACUACGGCUGCCUGUGCAUCACCUACUUCCAGUACCUGGGCAUCAACGCGUCCUCCUGCUCCAUCACCGCCUUCACCAUAGAGCGCUACAUCGCCAUCUGCCACCCCAUCAAAGCCCAGUUUCUGUGCACUCUGUCCCGAGCCAAGAAGAUCAUCCUGCUGGUGUGGGCUUUCACCUCCGUCUACUGCGUCAUGUGGUUCUACCUGUCGGACAUCCAGCAGCUGGUCUACGACAACAUCACCGUGGUCACCUGCGGCUACCGGGUCCCCAGGAGGUUCUACCUGCCCAUCUACUUCUUCGACUUCGGCGUGUUCUUCGUGCUGCCGCUGCUGCUCUCCGCGGUUCUCUACGGACUCAUCGCCCGGAUCCUGUUCCUCAACCCGCUGCCCUCCGUCCACAAGGACAAGAAGAAGAACAACAACGGACCCAACAACCACAUCAGCGGCAAGAGCAGCAGCUGCAAGAACUCCAGACACUCCAGCUCCACGGCCACGUCCCGCAGACAGGUGACCAAGAUGCUGGCGGUUGUGGUGAUCCUCUUCGCCAUGCUCUGGAUGCCGUAUCGCACUCUGGUGGUGGUCAACUCCUUCCUGGACCCGGCCUACCUGGACACCUGGUUCCUGCUCUUCUGCCGGAUCUGCAUCUACCUCAACAGCGCCAUCAACCCGGUCAUCUACAACGCCAUGUCGCAGAAGUUCCGCGCCGCUUUCCGCAAGAUCUGUGGCUGCGGCGGGAAGUCGUCGGACAAGCCGGCCGCCUACAGCGUGGCGCUCACCUACAGCGCCGUCAAGGACACGUCGAUGGUGGAGAGCACCGACCACUUCACCACCGAGCUGGAGGAGCUCACCGUCACCGACGACCUGCUGUCCGACCAGAAGAUGAUGUUCUCGGACCCCUGCGUGUUCGGAAAGGGGAACUACAGUGAUGCCUGAGGUUCAGUUGAAUUCAGAAGGGACGAAUCUGCAGGUCAGUGGAGGAUUAAACACUUUGAAAAUGGAGCCUGUUAAGUGGGAAUAUGGUUUCCUGCUGACCUUUCUGAAGCCGAUCUGCUGCAGAUGGAGAUGUAAACACUGAUUACAGCCGCUGAUACAGUGUGUGAAGCCAAACAUGCUCUUCAUGGAGAACGAUCCCGGACAUUGUUAAGUCAUAAACAGCGACAGAUAAGAACAUCUUAUCGCACAGCUGGACCUUCCCACAUAAUGUCGAUGUACGAGUCAACAAAGGCUGAAUGUGAACUAAAACACCAUUUAUCUCAAGUCACAGACUCAUUUGUGGUCUUUAAAGCUGUUGCAUGGAACGCUGCAGGCUCCAAAAGGUAAAAAUGUAUGUUUGUUUUACCCCAAAGGAUAUCAGAGACAGGAAAAACAGCCCCACCUCCGGCUUCAGUGCUUCAAUUCACGGUUUUUACACGAGUGAGUCAGCUGAACUGCACAUAAAAACAGUUCAGGUUGGGUCAUUCUUCUCACCCAGACUUUGGAAAUCAGAAGAAAAGUGCAGCUUUAAUGAGUGCUCAUCCCCCUCUUGGUUUCAGAGCUGCUGGUCCAUUAAAGGGUGAGUCACACAUGAACCUUCACCGACAAAACCGACCACGUUUGGAAACUGGAGGCUGAGAUUCACUCGGCAUUAGAUGUGUUGAUGUUAUGAUUAGUUUUAUCCACUUGCAGACGUUUGCUUACAAACGGGAGCAACAGAAGUACAAAAAGCAGUUUGUAACUUGAAUUCAAAAAGUGCCAUAAAUCAGUUUAUCAGGUGUUAUCUAGUUUCUAAAAAGGCAUUAAUCAUAGGGUGGUUAAAAGUUGGCAUCCAUGGCUGUAUAUAGAUAAUAUUUUUUAUAAUUUGCAACUUUCAGGUGACCUGAUGACCUUUUGGUUGCUGUGUUUUCAGUUAUUCCCGAUGAUUUUCAUGAAAUCAAACCCAAUGUCUGAUAUUAUUUAUGGUCACUAAUAAGUCUGUGUUCUAUAAUUACCUUUUACACCUAUCUUGACCAGGAUCCUUAGUUUUUUCACUUAGUUCUGCCCAUUUCUCAGCUGCAAAAAAGGUCAUUAGGACAUAUUUGAUCUCACAGAUUCCCCACAUCUGAGCUGAGAUUGCUGAAAACUGUUGUUUGACAUAACAGCAAACUACAGAAAAUGCUUUGAAAAAGGUCCAUCUGAUGCAUUUAUUAUUUUCUGAAUUCAGGAAACUUUUAAAAACAGUAAAAUUCCCCAAACUCCUGUAUCUCUAAACUAUAUUUUCGAGCAAAUAACAUAUUUCGGAUACAGUGAACCCUCACUAUAACGCAGUUCACCUUUCACGGCUUCGCUGUUUCACAGAUUUUUUUUGUACAGUUUUUUUAUGCUUUUUUUGUGUCCUGCAUCCUGAUUGGCUAAGGGACUGACCAACGUGAACAGUCUCCGCGCCUCGUCUCCUCUGCCCUACAGGCCAGCGCUGCCUGCUGUGGAGCGCUGGAUCAUUUCUCUCCUUGGUCUCCAUGUAGUGAGACACCCUGAAAGACGGAGCCAACAGAGCAGCCUUAUUCUUUUCCCCUGCCGUCAACCGGACAGUGGACGUGGUCCCCAGCCAUCUCUGGCCACCGCAGCCGCGUUCCCCAGGAGAAGAGCGCCGGCGCGAGCCUUCCCCACCCCCGACUGCUCCAAUUGAUUCAGCCGGCCCGCUCUCUGAGGCAAGAGUACCGCCGCGGCGUCCACCUGGCUGCAGCUGCAGCGCUUCCCCAAGUGCAGUAUUGUAUAAUAACUGUAAAAAAUAAAGCUGACUACUUCACGGAUUUCGCCUAUCACGGGUUCUUUUUGGAACGUAACCGCCGCGAUAAACGAGGGUUCACUGUAUGGGAGACGCCAGUGUUUACAAAUAGUGACGUCACGAAGUCACGUGAUUACGGCGCUGGUUGGCAAGAGGAACCAGAGGAACAAUGGCUGAUGAUAGCAAUGCGAACUAUCCUUUCGUGAAAUUGUCCGAUUAUGCUCAAUCCUUAUCACCUGAGGCCCGACAAAUAUACAUGAGUAAGCUGAGACAUCAGGGAAACAGUAAAACCUUGCCAGAUCCCUACAAUUUGAAGACUGGGUGGGUUGACGAUCCUUCAUUGUGGCCGGACAUUUCCUUCACCGACAUUUAUUUUUACUUGAUUGACACCGCUGGGCAGUUCACCCACCCAAAAAUAUAUAAUUAUGAAUUAAAAAUAAUAUAUCUUCUGUUAAUCUUCAACAAGAUGUCAAAGAAACGCCAAGAAGUUGCUGUAUUUUUUGUCUGCAGUACGGCUUCUAUGUAACAGUAACAGACGCACAGCAUUGGUGAUCGAAAAUAGGACAAUUCUAAAAAACGAUCGCUAGACGCAUACAGAAACAAAUAUGGUUACAAAUAGGAGGCUGCUGGCUUAAGGAGAUGUUAUUGAAUAUGCUUCAUUCGACUUUAGUAUACUUUCAUCGCCUAAAAAGCGAUCGGUAACACAUGAUAACACUGAACCAAACCGAAAGUGUAGAGAUCGCUUCACGCGAAGGAUGCGACACUAAAUCAAUAUCUUUUGGUAAAUACGCUCAAAGUUAGACAUACUAAACAUGCUAAACUGUUGAAUAGUUUACCUGAAGAAAAGUGGGAGCCACAAACACGAUCUCUGCUGCUUACUGGGGUACAAUUUUUCCUGUUGAUGGCUGAAGCCACCGCCAUCUUCUCUCUCCUGACAUCGGUAUUUGGUGAAAUUUCAAGCCUGAUCCCUUCUCAAAACGCUUCGUACAACCAACAACUACACACGCUAUUACCACUGUGGUAAAUACAUGUGCAAUUUCAUUCAUGAAAAGCGAUAACUUUACGUAUUUGUUUCAAACCCGAUACCGUUCUCGUAGCAAGCCGUUAUGUUACUGCCGGUUCUUGCCAACCAGUAGCAGUCUUGUACCACGUGACCAGAGCAAAUGACGACACGCUGGCGUCUCCCAUACUGUGUGAUUAUAUUUUGAUAACUAAUGUAGUUUUAUCACUUCCACUCACUCAAUCUUACCUGAAACUGACUUCUGCUUUUAAAAUAAAACAACUCUGGUCCACAGGAAACAAAGCAUGCAUGGACUCUUAUGCAACUGUAAUUUUAUCUGAAUAAUCGUCUGGGCCAACCAGAACUUUGCAGACAGAGGGAGGAUGCAGUUUUCCAGUGCUCGCAGAACUGAUUCAAUAAAUGAUGAUGAAGGUGGAGAUGAGACUGUCAAAACUCGGUCAUUGUGCAUUAAUUUAUAAAUUUAAUAACUCUCAAACUGACAAAUAUUCCCUGGUAUUCUGGGGGAAAGUCCGGUUUCUGGUUUGUGCAAUUAAAGCUCACAUCUGAGCCAUUUUAGGGCAGAAAGGGAUUGUUUUCAUGGAGAAAACUACUACAUAUGUAAGUUUUAUACACAUAAAAUAGUCUUUAGGCAUCAAAUCAGCGAUCUAAGAGGGACUUUUAGAUCAAUUAUGACCGCUGAUUGGUGGUUUUCUAGUCACCAAACGAAUGCAAAAACGCAGAUUUGUCCAGAUUCUUUCAAUUUAUUUCAGAUUUUCAAGGGGUUUUAUUAAUGGGCAUGGACCAGAAAUCCUCCGAGGAUGAACUUACAACCAAUUAAAACAUUAAAAUGUGUGAUGUGGCUGACAAAUAUUAAAUUAACUGUCCUGAGGAAACAUAAGGAGCUGCUAUUGAUUAGUUUAGGGGCAAAAUUAUGCCAACAGUCAAACAGAAAAUUAACAUGAAGACCUACCAAUGCAUAGUUCGACCUCCUUCCAUCUGGAACAUUGUACGUAAAGAUGGAUGAACCCUCAACGUCGUCACCACUUAGUUUCCUGAAGAUCAGUAUUGACGCUCCAACCAACUAAACGGAAUUCUCAACCAGCUUUCCUGUAGGAUUACGUUUGUAACAUAUCACAGAAAUGCGAAUCAACAUAUAUUUGCCAUUUAUUUUAUAGCUUCACUGUCGCUCCUUUUCAGCCAAUCAAUAAGAUAUUACAUAGGGUGGUACUUAUCACCAUGGUAACCAACAAAAUCGAGGAGAAGCUUCAAACAUGUGGUGAAAUAGUCGAAUUUUAACACAAAUCAUGACUUUUUUUCUAAGCUUCUAACCAAGCCAGAAAAUGAAACUUAUUUCUGACGCUGAAACAUGAACCCUGAUCCUCCAGGUGAAAGCCCGGUCUCUGGUUUAUGCCUCCGUCCUCCCCCUCCUGCAUUGUAAGGAGGAUUUUGUGGCUCUUUCCCACCACACUGUUUGACAGGUGACAAAUGCAAUUUAGUUAAAGGCGCAAUUACGUUCCCCUCAACACAUAAUUGAGAGAAGCUGUUUAGCUGUAAAGGAAUGUACUUCUGUGGAGACUCAGAGUUCCAGCUGCAAGUGGGUGUCCUUAAUUUGGCAUUACUUCAGCUAUACAGACCAAAACUGUUCAACGUACCAGGCUGUAAAUAUGUUUAUUUCUGCUGUUAAGGUGGACAUUUUAACAUGGAGAUUGACUCACAUUUAGAGGCUGCCUCAAGUGGUCAUUCCAGGAACUGCAGGUUGGCUUCAUUUUUUUUUUUUUUUUUAAAAUCCUGGAGGUUGCUGCUCGAUCUGAAAAACAUCUGGACCAAAAUGUUUUCAUUCACAGCUUAAAAAAUCCUUAAUAAUGCCUGGUCCAAAGUGAUUUCAAAGCAUUUCUUUUGGGUGAGAUCAGAAGUUCUCCAGAGACGACAUUGAACAGUGAUGUUACACCCUUUUACAUCACUGUAUCAAGAAGCGACGACACAAGAAGUUUAACCUUCGGAGGCUGAUAUUUUAAUGACUUUCUCCAGUUAAACUCCUUUUAUUUACCUCAUUAACAUGUCUUUAUGGUGCUUUUUUAAAAAUAACUAGAUGUCCACGCCAUGGCUGAGUUUUCCACCUUAAACCUGUAGUUUACCAAUGACAGCCUCAAAAACACGGUCAGACUUCCACUUUUUAAUACAAACCUGAAGAACCAAUAUGGUUCCAAUGUUUAUGGUCGAGUUAUUCCAAUAUUACCACUUUCCACUGAGUAGUUUUUCAGUGCUGGAAGGGGUUAGUGUUGAAAGACUUCAUAGAUCUGCAUAUUCUAUAAGAAACAGCAAUGUAGACUUACAUCUGAGCCAUUUUAAGUCAGUUUGAUUUGCAGAAAUGAGUAUUUAGGUGUCAAUCAGUGAUUUUAAAGUGAUUUUUAGAUGAGUUAUGACUCGAUUGGUGGUUUUCUAGCCUAACAUCAUCAAAUAAAUGCAAAAAUGUACAUUUGUCGAGAAUCUUUCAGUUUAUUUUGGGUUGUCAAGAGGUUCUGUUAAUGGACCAGAAUUCCUCAGAGGAUGAACCUACAACCUAUUAAAGAAGAGACGACAUAAGAAGUUAAACCACUGGAGGCUGACGUUUUAAUGACUUCCUCUAGUGAGAAAUUCAGUUUUUUAUCUUUUUAACAUGUCCAUCUAGUGGUUUUUUUUAUUUUUUUGUAGAAAAUAGAAGUAGAAGUCAACACCAUGGCUGAGUUUUACCACCUUAAACCUGCAGUUUACCAAUGACAGCCUCAAAAACACAUUUUCAGAUGUCCAGUUUUUUUUAUACAACCCUAAAGAACCAAUCAUGUUAGGGCCUUCUGGUUCCAACAUUUAUGGCAGAGUUACUCCAAUAUUACAAAUUUCCAUUGAGUAGUUUUACAGUGCUGGGAGGGAUUAGCACUGAAAGACUUCAUAGAUUUGCAAAAUGCAGUCAAAGCAACAAUGUAGACUUACAUCUGAGCCAUUUUAAGGCAGAAAGGGACUGUUUUCAUGGAGAAAAUGAGUCUAAUAAACAGAAAUGAGUUUUUAUGAGUCAAAUUAAUGAUUUUAGAGGGAUUUUUAAAUGAGCCAUGACUCUUGAUUGGUGGUUUUCUAGUCAUUCAUCAUCAAAUGAAUGCAAAAAUGUAAAUUUGUAAGACUCUUAAAGCUUAUUUUGGAUUUUCAAGGGGUGCUAUUUAUGGGGAUGGACCAACAUUUCUUUGAGGAUGAAACUACAGUCAAAGCAAGAAAAUGCAAAAAGACUUAAAGUGUGGUUGUUUGUUCUUCUUUUCAAGAGACUAAACCAUCUCUUUCUGGUACUACUGACAUCAUAGCUGACAAACAUAUCAGUUUGUUGUUGUUGUUGUUUUUUUUUUAUCCCAAUGGCAUUUCCUUGUCUGGUCAUCAAAUUAAACCCAUAUCAGAUAGAUGCAUUUCUACGUCUUCUUACCAAGCAACAAGUAUAAUCCACAGCUUUGGUGUCAACUUCUGAACCCUCUAGAAAAUGCCUUAUUAGACACUCUUCUAUGAUUAUUCUAGAUUCUGUCCUACAUUAAUAAGAGCUUCUACUUCCUGUUUGAGCUGCAGCGGUGGUUGUACAGACUGUAUGUGUGUAGUAGUGUUGCAAAGGUUCAAUGUAACAUAUAGAGUCUGCUGAUGUAGUUUGGCUGCAGCAUCAGUGGUUUCCAGCCGGCAGAGUGAACUUUUAGUGCUUCGGUCUGUGUGUUCUGUAACAUGUGAACCGUGGAUUUAACAAACCAUCGCUUUUGCUGAACAUGGCUGCUGUGAUGUUUACUGCUGCUGUUGUUUCUACCAGAUCAGUGACUGUUUAUGAAUUUCUGAGGGCAGCCUGACACACGGGGAGGUUAAAUUGGGCAGCGAGAGCAAACACAGCGCAGGAAGAAGCUCCGUUCGCUGCUGAAUGUGGGAAAUAACAGCCAGUGUUCGUUUAAUUGUACCAGCACUGCACAUGCCUUCGAUAUCGGUAGAGUCACGCUUCCAUGUGUGUUCCCUGUGUAUCUAAAGUGAUGUUAUUUAUGGCAACUCUACUGUUUGUCAGGCGAGAAACAGAAGUAAGUAUUUUUAUGCCACUCUUGCUUUCAUUAUUACCUGUUAAAACUUUAUGAAUAUUCUUUUGUGGCGUAAUGUUUGGAAGCUGCUGCAUUGUUCUUGCUUCUUAGAUUAAUGUGAUCCUGUGAAUAUGCUGAAUGGCUAACUAGACAUUGUUCAUUUGUACAUUUUGUCUAUGUUGAAAAUAAAGUUAUUUCUGGGCA
Messenger RNA from Acanthochromis polyacanthus (spiny chromis), 9741 nucleotides. RefSeq names its product thyrotropin-releasing hormone receptor-like. The transcript has 2 exons. Gene Ontology annotation, molecular function: thyrotropin-releasing hormone receptor activity. Gene Ontology annotation, cellular component: membrane. Lineage: Eukaryota; Metazoa; Chordata; Actinopteri; Pomacentridae. The record is from RefSeq and is a predicted model, not a curated record. The coding region runs from base 1455 to 2669 and encodes 404 amino acids. Gene Ontology annotation, biological process: phospholipase C-activating G protein-coupled receptor signaling pathway.